AUGCUCCAGAUGAAUUCAACGUAUAAUAUAUUAUGUAACGCAUCACUAGAUGGCGCAACUUUUGUCGAUCCUGCUCCACCUAUUCCUCCGCCGUACCUUCAAGGAACUGCUGCUAUCGUCUACACUCUACUAAGUCUUCUGACUUUUGGCGGCAACGCUCUCGUUUGUCUGGUGGUAUUCCAUUUCAUGGGCAUGACAACAGUAACGAACUUGUUUAUAGCUAAUCUUGCAGUUACAGAUCUCUUUGUUGGUUUGCUCUGUAUCCCGAUCGUUCUCAUUUCCGAUUAUCUCUUAUCCGACUGGCCGUUCGGAUUAUUUAUGUGUAAAUUUACGUCUGUUGCACAAUCAGUUUUCGUCGUUUGUACUGUAUAUACACUGAUCGCCAUGUCAGUUGAUCGUUACAUAGCUAUAGUUUAUCCACUAAAACAGAAAUUAACGCGUAGACAAUGUCGAAUAUUGAUCGCUAUGCUAUGGGUAUUCUCAAUUCUGUUUAGUUCGCCGAUAUUUUUCGAGAUGCAUAUUAGUUACGUAUGUUAUCAUCGCGAUGACAAUCGUUUUAAAGUAGAUACUCAAACUGUUUGUCAAACGAAUGGUUUGAAUCCAUCAAUUCAAACCGUUUACAAUGUUGCAACGUUAACGGUAAUUUAUUUGAUACCUUUAUUUGUUUUGACAAUAAUUUACAUAAGUCUUGGCUGGCAGCUGAAGCGAAGUCAAUUACCCGGUGAAGCACACGUUGAACGUGAUGCUCGAGUGAAGAAAUCCAAGCAGAAAGUCACGAAAAUGUGUUUCAUCGUUGUGAUUAUGUUCGGCGUAUGUUGGUUUCCCAUGCAAUUAUACAUAAAUAUUCUACGUCCGUAUCUCGAUCAAAUAUUUGACCAGAAAUAUGUUCCACACUUUUACUUCGCUUUUCAUCUGAUGGCUAUGAGUAACUCCUGUGUCAAUCCGUUCAUCUACGGCGUCAUGUCAUCAAAAUUUCGUGCUGGAUAUUUGCAUUACUGGCGAUGUUGCACUACUUGCUGUGGUUUAGUUAACGAUCGCCUACGAAAGAAGCAGAGUAUGAAACAAAGCAUACAUUCAAACGCAUCACUUCGACACGAAAAAAAUGCGAUGUAUGAAUUGAGUGUGACAGUUAAUGAACAUACAUAUGGUGAUCCUAUUAGCUCAGUGUCCGUCCCACAAAUGGUUCCGUUAAUAACAUCUCACAAUGUAGUGCCUACAUACAUUUAG
Adineta ricciae is the source of this 1227-nucleotide messenger RNA. NCBI's taxonomy places the organism in Eukaryota, Metazoa, Rotifera, Eurotatoria, Adinetida, Adinetidae. The record is from the annotation of a GenBank genome assembly.